AUGAAGCUGCGGGCCCGCAACCGCAGCGGACGCGGGCGAAAAUCGCUCCGUGAGUUCUUAGCCUACAGAAGCUGCGGGCCCGCAACCGCAGCGGACGCGGGCGAAAAUCGCUCCAAACUUAAUAAUAUUGUUUUCAGGGACUGCUUUGCAGAUGAAAAAGUAUGUGAGAAAAAGGGUGAAGUUGGCAUUGACCCUGUUCCACAACAAAGAAGUAUGAAGUUGCAUACGCUGCAGUUUGUUCCACAUUUCCAAGUGAACCAACAAGUUUCAGCGUCGCUUCGAGUGUUCCUUCAAAUUGUUGCCGAGAACACGAAUAAAAGCUCAAUCAAAGUAGUCGGCAUCAACAACAGUCACAUUAACAGCUCAGUGUUUGAUGAAAUGAAGAAAAUUGGUUCUUUUGUAUAUGGCAUUAAAGUUGAUUACGAAGAAUUAAAUGAAUCAGAUCUCAAUUCCUCAAUAAAGGGCAUCGGCACGUUUCUUAAGAAUGCUGACCUAGCUAUCGUCCGUAAUUUAUCCACUAAUGAGAAUAUGUGUCAACUGCUACACUUUACGAUUCAACGGAACUCUUUCAUAGUGAGCGAAGAAGACAAUUUAUUCGGUGGCCGUACUCGUCCGAAGUCGUUGUACCAUACAGUCUGUGCCCAUAGUAACGCACGCUCACGGUUGGACUUGGUGCGUUGGCGCCCCACCAUGGAACUAAUGCCAACGACUGCCAUCACCGUGCCACAAGAUCUCGAUUUGUCCCUCCUCUCCGCUGCACGACAAAAUCUCCCAUCAAAACACCGUCUGCUCAUAGUAUGUCCCUACCCAGCCCCUCAAAACCUCAAAAGUCACGUUCAAAAAUGGAGAAAGGAUGUCGAACGUAACAACGUUUACUUAUUAACAGUCAAUAAGGAAGAAGGCAGCAGUUUCUUCAUAGAUGACUUGCCGGACAUCAAUUUGGCAUUCACUGUUUUUGAUCAUGGUAACUGGGGAGGAGAAUAUUAUAUACCUGUACGGACUAACGCGAGUGUACGCACUAAUGUGACGUUACAAAGCACCCAAGUGGGAGAUGCCAGUUCUUUGGAGUGGGUCGAUGCUACCGAGUCAUGUGGAACUGGAAUUCCAGUGACCGUACACUACGCUGGUUUAACUAGCUCAGAUUACAAAAAAGCUGUUGGACUAAAAUCUGUAAAACACACUGAAGAAAACAGUUACGGUAUGGAUUUCAGCGGAGUAACUGAGAGUGGUGAGCGCGUGAUGGGCCUGGUGGCUCACGGCGCGGCGAGCAGCGUGGUGCACGCCCGGCCGGAGCUGCUGUGGCCGGUGCCCGCGCACUGGACGCUCGAGGACGCCGCCACCGUGCCCCUCGCCUACGCACAUGCACUCUACUGCUUGGGCAUUAAAAAGCCAGCAAACCUAACACCUGAAACGACGGUGUUUGUGCACCGAGGGGACGGAACUUUUGGCCAAGCAGUUAUAUCCAUCGCCCUCGGGCACGGCUGUCAAGUAUACACGACAGUCUCACACAGAAGAAACAAGUUUUUCUUAUUGAAACUCUUCCCGACAUUACAAGCCGACCACAUCGGUAACUUAAAAGACCGUAACUUCAUAAAUACCGUCUUGAACGAUACCAAAGGAAAUGGCUGUGACAUUGUGCUGAGUUGCGUUAAAGGAGAUAUGAAAAAAACCUCAAUACUCUGCUGUGGAAUGGAUGAGAUUUGCUUAGAGUUUUCUCAACUUCAUAACACUAAUGAGGACAAUGCUGGCGGCUUAUUCAAUCUUAAGAAAACGAGAUCCUAUUCUGCUAUUGACUUUGCAAGAAUGCUUGCCAAUGAUAAUACAGUAGAAUUGAAGAUGUUGCAACAAAUGCUGAGUGAAGGUAUUUCCAAGGGCUACGUGCGCCCGUUGACACGCAUGUCGUACGCUCUGCACGAGGUAUCACACGCGUUCCAACUGCUAUCAGGCAGACAGCGCAGUAGGCUACUAUUGAAGAUGCAUGAACCAACACUUCAGACACCGCUCAGUGAAGAGAGAAUUGGUCUUGAAUUAGUUGAAAGGCUGGUGGCCCGUGGUGCUAAGAAACUGCACAUCCACACCAAUAAUAAUACGUCUGCAAAAUUCCAGUGUAAACUGAGGAUGUUGGAGAAAAUAGGUGUGGAAGUUCAAACAUCAUCAGUUAAAUUGGAACAAGAGAGUGAUCUAGUAUUACUACUUAAUGAUGCUAUCAGUAUGGGGCCAGUGCAGGGGAUAUACGUUGUCACCAAUGAUGAUGACAUGCUCGAAGAAAGAGUCUUGAUUCAUCUAGAUGCAGUGUCCAGAUCAUUUUGCCGUAACUUGAGAAAUUUUGUCCUAUUAAAUAUGGGAAAAACAGUGUAUGGAAAGGAAACUUGUUUAAUACGUCAUCAGAAUAAGUUACCAGCUAAAAUUAUAUGUCUACCUCAUCUUAAUAAUGAAAUAACAGUUAACGAAGCAGUGAAUGCUUUGGAAGGUGUGCUGUCUAGUGAUCAUACAGUUAUAGUAGCUCAAACAGAAGAAUUACUACGAGAUCAACCGGAAAAGUUUGCAAAAUUUGCUGAUGUACCUUUGACAGAGAGUAAAACAACUACAUUACAAGAAGUUAAAAUUAGGGGUGGAAUAGGAAUGCAUGAAGAUGUCAAAGGUGAAGCCACAUACUUUUCGUACGAGAACUCAGCGGAACUACAAAAAUCGACAAAUAUGCCAAGAAUGGUCAGCUGUGAUUUCUCGUCUGAAGAAGAAUGUGACUCCAGUCUGAUGUAUAUCUGCAGUAUGCACCAGUCCCAGUAGAAGCUGCUCCUGCCGUGGAUAGGACAGUUUUCCACAGUGACACACGAUUCUUCGCCUUUAUCACCAAAAUUGUGUAAUGUGUCUUUUAUUGCUUUCCAAACGGAUUUAUAUUUUGAUGGUGGAAAAUAAUUAGAAGUGUCGAG
Spodoptera exigua (beet armyworm) is the source of this 2930-nucleotide messenger RNA. Lineage: Eukaryota; Metazoa; Arthropoda; Insecta; Lepidoptera; Noctuidae. The record is from the annotation of a GenBank genome assembly.